Molecule: messenger RNA, 1810 nt
Organism: Cylicocyclus nassatus
Lineage: Eukaryota; Metazoa; Nematoda; Chromadorea; Rhabditida; Strongylidae
Source: the annotation of a GenBank genome assembly
GACGAGUUUUCGGAUGCGUCGUCGUCGACGAUAGCAUCAGCAGCCCGGCAGCACCAAUGAAUCGCACAUUUUCUAUGCGAAAGAAAUUGAAAAAGUCAGAAAUCUCGACACCAUCGAAUUUUGAGCAUCGAAUACAUGCUGGAUAUGAUGCUAGGACAGGGAUGUACACUGGACUGCCAAAGCAGUGGCAAGCACUUCUCGGGCCUCCACGGGCACUUAACGGACGACCGAAACCGAUUGUGGAUCCGUCCUGUAUUACUCCGGUGGACAUAGCUGAGCUGAAAACUGUGAUCAGAGGUCCUGGAUCGAGAAUGAAUACUCCCAUACCACGUGGUGUCACCGUCGCCCGAAGUAAUAGUCUUCGUGUACCGACUACGAUGAAAGUUGCUGCAAGUAUAAGCAAUGGACCAUUGGCUUCAUCCACUCCGUGCCCAUCCAGCACCUCAAUACGACCACCUUCAGUGCAACCUGCUUCACGAAGUCGAGGAUAUCCCUUCAAUGAUCCCAACUAUGCACCACUUCCGAUUAGGCCACCGACGGUGACCACAUUCGGGUGUGAUAAGACUGACGUCCCAUACAGCCAACAAAGCACGGCUCGAGUAAUGUCUCCGAUGCAUUCGGAAAAUAUCACACCACCUCGAUAUGAUGGUGUGAAAGCAAUUACCGUACAUCGACAUACAAAUGGAGCAGCAUAUAAUGCACAUUCUGGAGUGAUUUCACCCACUACAAAUCUACCAACUCCGGUUACUUCCCCACAAAAGACCACAGAUAAUGGUGUUGAUUACGAGGAGUUCCGCGCCGCUCUCUCGAGUGUCGUUGACCAAUCAGAUCCACGGGUAGAUCUUACCGAUUUUAAGCUGAUCGGUGAAGGUUCAACGGGUAUUGUCUUAUCGGCUUAUAAGGUUUCAUUCAAACAAACUGUGGCUGUAAAACGAAUGAAUUUGAGGAAACAGCAGCGACGAGAACUGCUUUUUAACGAGGUAUCAAUAAUGCGGGAUUAUCAGCACGCGAACAUAGUCCGAAUGUUUUCGUCACAUCUUGUCGCUGAUGAACUAUGGGUAGUCAUGGAAUAUAUGGAAGGAGGUUCUUUGACCGAUAUCGUGACGCAAACCAGAAUGACCGAAGCGCAAAUUGCUACCGUAUCGCUGCAGGUGCUCAGAGCUUUGGAGUUUCUUCAUGCUCGACGUGUCAUUCAUAGAGAUAUCAAGAGUGACUCUAUACUGCUAAAGCGAGAUGGUAUAGUCAAGGUUUCGGAUUUUGGUUUCUGUGGGCAGCUUUCAGAUGAAUUUCCAAGGCGAAGGUCAUUAGUUGGUACACCUUACUGGACAGCUGCUGAGGUAAUUGCCCGGCAACCAUAUGAUACUGGAGCCGACAUCUGGUCGUUUGGUAUCAUGCUGAUUGAAAUGGUUGAGGGAGAACCGCCACUGUUCAAUGAGCAGCCUUUUCAGGCAAUGAAAAUGAUUCGAGACGAACCGCCGCCUACCUUCAAUCCUACAGCAAAUGUAUCCCCUGAGCUGGCUCACAUGCUCAGUCGAUGUGUCGUAAAAGAUCCGACUAGAAGAGCAACGGCAUUAGAUCUACUACGACAUCCUUUACUGAAAAAGGCGCAGCAUCACAGCUGUAUAGCACAUCUUAUAAAUAAUAAUGUUAAACCAAACUGAUAAUCCACACAUUAGCCAAGAGAUUGAUCUUCUCAAAAAUUGCUGUACUGUUAUCAUUGGUAAUCAUUUUACAUUUUCGGGGUAAUUUAUAUCAUUGCAAUGGUAGAAAGUUCAGGAAUUUUAGCACAAUUCCCAUUUUACAUUCCUUA